UCGGUAUGUCAUGUUGAUGUGGGAUUGUGGGUGUAGUGUGUGGAAUGUGGUGUAGUAUGUAUGCCCAAGCAGCAAGCUGCAAACUCAGCCUCAGGGCAGGCCAGCAAACCUGCCAAGCAAAUAAAGCUCUCAACAACUCAAACCAAGCAAAGUGGAGUUUCAUUUUGCAGAAUCAAAGAGCCGCUGUGAUCUGACUGACGAGCGCUGCAAGAAACGCUGUGGACAAGGAGUGACAUUUCAAAUGAAAAGAGAUAGCACAAGUAGCUUUUGACCUAUCAAGAGCCAUGGCUGUGUAGCACUGUGUACGUUGGUGGCUGCGAGAUGUCGGUGUAUUUUAAUUACUCAUUGGCCACAGGAGUUGCUCAUCCAGCUCACGUUGAUUUGGCAGGCCAUCCGCAGUAUUCCAUUCUAGCUGUCGCCUGUGAAGGAACAUCUCACGCUGGCCAGCCUCUUGGAGUAGUCAAUGUUUUCAAGGAGGAUGGCAAUGCAAUUGAAGGUGCCAGCGUUCACCGCUCCUGUCCCCCGGUCUUGCUGGAAUGGCAUCCAGUGCAGCGCUUGCUGGCCGUGGCAUGGAAGAGUGGUGAAAUCACAGUCUACAACGAUGAGAUAGGAGAUGUGAUUGAGACAUCGCUAGCCCACAAGUCCGGUGUUGUUGUGUUUAUGCUGUGGAAUGCGGCUGGCACUCGGCUCGUGUCUGGAGACGAGAGCGGUGAAUUGGCAGUAUGGCACUUCCACUCGCGGUCCAAACAUGCUGCAGCAAAGGUGCAUAGUACUGCGCCGAAGAUGCCCAAUCAUACCCAAUCAUUUGAUGGUCUGGCAGCAGGUGUCAUGUGUAAUGUUGCAGAGACCUCGCAGACCAAGCAUGUACCUUUGUCCCUCAAUCCAGACAAGAAGACAUUGGCUCUGGAGCAGUUCCUGGGCCGGUCUCGGCACGCAACGUCACAAGCUCGAAGUGCACCUCUCUUCAAUGAGAUGCUGCUGAAUCACCCUACUCCCCCACGCACACCAUUGUCGUUCUAUGUUGGAACUCCUACAGGUGGUGUUUUCUACCUGAACGCAUCCAAUGAUGUUGUACGUGUAACUGAGCUGGACAGUGGUGUGCAUGUGCUGAAAAUGUGCCAGGGCCAGGGUCAAUCCACCCUGGUUGUUUUGACUGAACGGCAAGAGCUUGUCUCGUUCCCGAUAAAGCCUGAUGGAUCUGUUGGUGACCCAGCCUCGGUUCGCUUGUCUUCUGUCAAUUUCCCCAGAGAUAUUAUCUGGACUGUCCCAGGGUUGCUUGCAUACACUGUUUGGGAGAGAUCCGUCAACAUGUGGAACUUUAACACGCAGGAGACUGUUAUGAUCGUGCCGCAGAACGACUCUAGUUACAUCAAAUGCAUUGCCUUCAACGGCCUACAUGCCAACACUCCCGGUGUCCUGGUGGCUGGAACUGACAAUGGCUUUGCCUUGCAGUGGUGGUACACUGAAGCAAAGCGAAAAAGUGGCAAGGCAACGGUGGCGGAUGACGAGGAGGAAGUGGAUCCAGCUACACAAUGGGAAGCGCUUGAUCCAAUUUCUAUUGAAGGCAACCCUACUCAGAUUCAGUGUGUUGGUCCUAGUGGUGUGUUGGCCUACGUAUACGACACCAGGGUGGUUCUACUGCGGCCAGGCGUCAUGAGUGCUUGUUUCAACAAUCGGGUGUGUGCAGUUCAAGUUGGCCCAAGCCGUGUAAUCGUCGAGAAUGUGCAGGCAAAGGAAGUCCGUGAGCUUCGCACCGACUUGCAUGUGAAUGGCCUACAUGCUUCGGAUGAGAAUGUUCUCAUCUGGAACUACGGUGAAGUUGCUGUGUAUGGUGCCACUUUGGAUGGAUCGUACCGAGUAGCUGGCUCUUUCCAAAGUCAGGGAACCAUGUUUGCGCUCUUCAAGCAAAGCGUCAUUAUUGCCCGACGCCAAGACAUCCUCAUCACCUCCUUCACAGGUACGGAGAAGCAGAGCUUGCGCUUGCAGGAAAGCGAUGGAGAUUGUGAGUUGAUGUCCAUCAACGAACCGUAUCUUGUUGUGGGAACGGGAAACGCUAUGAUCCGAGUGUACGACUUGUCACGAAGAGAGGCGAGAUGUAUUCGCAGCGCUAAUGUUGGCCGUCAGAUCUCUCACACUACAACUAAUUUCUACAGCCUGCAGUGUAAUUCUGACUGCACUUUUGUCAGUUUCCAGUUUAAACGACCGGAAUCCGAUGUGCCUGAUCCGCGACUCUUUAUCUGGGAUUUUGAGACCGACGACAUCCACGUGAUGGACUUUGAGUCGAUGGCAACUGGACUGCAUGACUGCCCCGAGCUUAGUCCACCUCUCACCACUGCCAGCGAUGAGAUCCAGCAGCUGGCCAAGGAUCGCUGUCCAAUUUCUCAUUUCUGGGAUAAGAAAGAUACCAGACUGUUAGUGUGUGAGUGUGCGCGUGUUUGCGGUACGCCUUCCUUGACCGCCGCCGGUGAACUUAGCCCACGACGUGCUAGUGCGCCCGAGAGCAAGGUGGAUGUGGCAGCUAUCAGCUUGUUCUUUACCAGCGAGCAUGGUGUACUCUUCCAAGAUUGCUUCCAAAUUGACAAGAACUGCACAGGUCUCCUUGGUGUCUCAGCGCCAUUCAUCUAUUUCUCUAAAAAGUAUUCAGACCCUGCUGGACUCGAUGUUCGCCAGGGCGUGGAGUCCGCAGUGGCCACGAUUCCAAUGCGUGACUUUAGUGACGUGGACAAGGCAGUUCUGGGCGAUGCAAGCACAUGCUCUGCUCUCCUGGACUUCAGCUUUCACUUGACGCUGGGCAACUUGGACGAGGCGUUCAGUAGGAUCAGCAAGAUCAAAAGCAAUAGCAUUUGGCAGAACCUGGCCAAGAUGUGUGUGAAAGCACAGCGACUGGAUGUAGCCUCCGCUUGCAUCAGUAACAUGGGAGAUGUGACUGCGCUGCGUGCCAUGAGAGAUGCUAAGACAGGCGGCGAUGAAUCAGAGGCUCAGCUGGCAGUUAUAGCUAUCCACUUGGGAAUGCUAGAUGAUGCUGUUGAGCUGCUCACCGGUUGUGGACGCUUUGAUCUUCUCAAUGACCUGCACCGUGCAAGGGAUGACUGGGAUUCGGCCGUGCGAGUGGCGCAGGACCAUGAUCCUAUCCGUCUGCGCAACACCCACUAUGCUCAUGCCAAGCGCCUGGAGUUGGAAGGCAAUACCAAAGGAGCUGCACAAUUCUUUGAGAAAGCGGGAACCCACAUCAAGGAUGUACCAAGAAUGCUUGCGUCAAAUCCGGCGGAGCUUCAGACAUACGUCGCUAAGAGCCACAAUAGUGAGUUGUCCAGCUACUGGGGCUCCUAUCUAGAGAGUAUGGAUGAGCUAGACAUGGCUCUAGAGUACUACUCUGAAUGUGCUGAUCACCUCAAUCAAGUGCGAAUCCUCUGCUUCAGUGACAGAUACCAAGAGGCUGCAACUGUGGCUCGUCGCAGUGGUAACAAGGCUGCUUGCUUCCACUUUGCAAAGCAAUGUGAACAGGCUGAAAUGACAUCUCAGGCCGUCGAGUUCUAUUCUUUGGCCUUGGCAUACACGAAUGCAAUCCGUGUAGCAAAGGAAUGUCACAUGGAUCAUGAACUGAUGGGUUUAGCUCUGCGCAGUACGAAAGAAGACAAGGUGGAAGUUGCUGAGUACUUUGACAUGAAUGGAGUGCACAGUAAUGCUGUGAUUCUGUACCAGAAGGGUGGUGCUGUGGCCAAGGCUAUCGAGCUGGCGUUCAACUCUAAGGAGUAUGAUGCACUGGACAGCAUAGCGGCUGACCUGGAUGACGACACAGACCCAGAGCUGCUGAUGCGCUGUGCUGACUUCUUCCUGUCCAACGGGCAACACGAGCGUGCCGUGCCGAUCUUGGUGUCAGCCAAGAAAUAUGUUGAUGCAAUAGAACUGUGUUCCAGGCACCGGAUUGAGCUAACCAAGGAGAUGGCGGAGAGAAUGACACCGCCAAAGACGGAUAAUGAAGUUGAGAAGGAGAAGCGUAGAGUCUUGUUGGAGAGGAUGGCCAUGUGUGCUGAAGAGCAAGGCUCAUUCCAGCUAGCAUGCAAGAAGUUCACACAAGGUGAAAUGCCUAUCAAGGCAAUGAAAGCCCUCCUGAAGCACGGCAAGGUUGAGACAAUCCUACUGUAUGCCAAUGCCAGCCGGAACAAGGAAUUGUUCUUGAUGGCGGCCAACUGGUUGCAGCUGCAGGGCUGGCAUAACGAUCCGUCCGUUGUCACUCACAUUGUGUCAAUGUAUACCAAGGCCAGGGCUCCAGAGCCACUGGCUAGUUUCUAUGAAGCCUGUGCUUCGUGUGAACUGGAUGAGUACCGGGACUACGAGAAAGCAAUGGGUGCCCUGGAGCAGGCCGUGCGCUAUCUUCAGAAAGCCAAGCGCAAGUCUGAUGACGUCGUCACCCUGGAGUCACGUGUUGAUUUCCUGGAGACCAGAAUUUCCCUGAUGCGCAAGUUUCUGGAGACAAAGGCGCUGAUGAAAACGGAUCCGGAGGCCAGCCUGGUGCAGUGCAGAGCACUCAUUGGUCAAGCAGAUGUGGAGACUGCUGUUGCCUUCGGGGACAUCUACUCCCUCAUGGUUGAAUAUUAUGCACAGAGAGGAGAUGCUCGAGAGGCAUAUGAGUUGAUGCAAGAACUCAGUCCACUGCUGUCUGGCCAGGACAUGGCCUAUUACAUUCCCCUCAGUAUCAUUGAGAAUGUGCAUCGUUCCCUUGGCAUACCGCUUGGCCGUGGCCUGGGUGGUGAUCGCGGUGCUGCACAGCGUGGUGGCGCAGCCGCCGAUGCACCCAGCGAUGACGAUGAUGAUGACAUUGCCGAUGAGUUGGGCGUGUGAAGCAGUUAACUGCACUCUGCUGUGCGCGGCUGUGUGUUGCAACUGAUCCUGUGCAGUCUGGACCUGUGCACCCCGCAAGCUUCUUGCCUCUCACUUCUGUGACCAAUGGGUUUGAGAAUACAAGGAGAUGACACCAUCGAUGUUUCGUCAUUUGGUCGUUAUUAUUAAGCCUAGUAGCUUUUCCAGUCACUGUGAAUGCUGCUCUCUAUUGUUCUGCUUGUAUUGGUGUGGUCCUGUAGUAGUUAUCAUUAUAUUUGGACUAUGAGUGAAAGUGCAAUGUUUUGUUCUUACCGGUAAGCCAUGAAGGCCUACAGUUAGGUAAAAGGUAGAGAACUGCAUGGGACCUGGUACAACAUUUUGAGUGCACAAUGGUAUUACCGGUAUUACAGGUCUGCACUGUCAUUCAUGACCUUGCUUUUUAAUACUAGUACUUAGUAGCCCUUUUUUUCUAACCAGUAGUGAUUUAUCUCAAAACUACCAGAAUAUUUUAUUAUUAUUCUUGUUCUCAUGUUGACAAGACGCAAUAAUGGUGUCAAGCUGUGCAUAUGCAGAUGUACUGUUAUCAGCACUACAAUGUAUUUUUAAUACAGCUACAAAAGGAGGACUAAUUGCGCUGUAAGCAUUUCCUAUAAUAUUGUGUCGACAUUUAUGUGUAAAAUGUUAUACAAUGAUCGUAAGGCACACAACGAAAGGGAAAGAGCAUUGCUACGUAGAUUCACUGAUGAAUGUAACAAGAAAACAGUUCUGAACAAAUCCUCUCUUUCCCAUUCGUUGUGUGCCUUGCGAUCAUCGUAUAACAUUUUACACAUACAUGUCGACAUAAUAAUUAUUAUAGGAAAUGCUUACAGUGCGAUUACCUACUUGUACUUCAAGUAGCUAUAAUAAUAAUUAUUAUUAAAACUGCUGUCUCCGAAAUGCUUGUUUACAAUGUAUUUGUCUUUUUGUUUAAAGUUUUUAUUGCAGUGACAAGAUUUUGUUGUAAUGUUGAACUUGAAGUGCUAAGAUGGAUACUGCUAAA
Messenger RNA from Sycon ciliatum, 5860 nucleotides. Its product is annotated as intraflagellar transport protein 140 homolog. Gene Ontology annotation, biological process: intraciliary retrograde transport. The coding region runs from base 322 to 4842 and encodes 1506 amino acids. The transcript has 33 exons. The record is from RefSeq and is a predicted model, not a curated record. Gene Ontology annotation, cellular component: intraciliary transport particle A; ciliary basal body; axoneme. NCBI's taxonomy places the organism in Eukaryota, Metazoa, Porifera, Calcarea, Leucosolenida, Sycettidae. Gene Ontology annotation, molecular function: protein binding.